AAGUUUUUUUUAAAAAAAAAGCUUCAGGCAAAACGUCGUCGUUUUGCUAAAUGAAAAAGACAAAAAAAAAUAUAUAUACCCCAACUAUCCAAACACCCUUCUUAAUCGCUUCUAAGCCCAGAAAGUGAAUCCAAACAGGGCCAUAAUUGCGCGUCAGCCGCUGGGGUUUAACUCUCACACACUACAACACUAAAGCCUCUGGUUUUACACACCCGCAGUCCCGGUAUAGUUGAAUAUGAUUAGGGCUGCGACGAUCAAUACUCGAGCCGUGUGUCUUCACUUUUCUCUUUCGCUUCUCGUAUUUGCAACCAAUCGAUCAACGAAUCAAAGCUUUUGCUGUUCUGCUUAGAUUCUGUGAUUUGUGCAUUGCUUUCUUUAGGUCAAUGAUUAUGGUGUAUGAGAGUUGAUCUGGAAAUCUGAACUCUGUUCCUCUUCAGUUUUUGUAGUUUCCAGCUAUGGUUGCUACUGAUACUAUAGUAAUGAGGAAGUUGAAGAUCAAAACUGAAUCCGAACAAACUAAGACUGAAUCUACGAUUCGAUGCAACUUUGGCCAGAAGUUGGUGCCACCUUCCGCAGUUGACAGAAAUUUGAAUUCUGCUGAUAACUUAAAGGUGAAGUUGUUGGAACCAGGCCGUCACAAGCGGAGACCUGCAGGAUUAUUAGAAAGUCAAAAGGUGAAGAGGCAGAAGAUAGAUCGGAGCGUGUCACAGCAGUGUUCUACCAUUCUGAAGAAAUUGACAACUAAUCCAUCUGCUUGGCCUUUCAAUCAGCCAGUGGAUCCUGAGAAAUUGCAUAUUCCUGAUUACUUUUCUAUCAUUUCUGAACCCAUGGAUUUGGGAACGAUAAAGACCAAACUGGAGAAGAAUUUGUAUUCCAGCGCUGCAGAGUUUGCUUCUGAUGUCAAACUGACCUUUUCCAACGCCAUGCUGUAUAAUCCUCCAGACAACUAUGUUCAUCUAAUGGCCAAGGAUUUAGAUAAUAUGUUUAAUUCAGGAUGGAAGUGCUUGGAGGCAAAAUGGAAUUGUAAGAGCAAAAGAGAUGAGCAGUCAUCUAUGUCAAGUGAAAGACCAAAGAAUAUUGAUGUUUCAGGGCAGAAUAGAUGUUUUCUGAGCAGAAAAGAAGAACAGGCAUCUGUUUCAAGUGGAAGACCCAAGAAUAUUGUUGUUUCAGGGCAGAAUAACCGUAAAACACCUUCAUUGCGUGUUAGUUCGCAGCCCAGCACCUUGAUGUCAGCUAUGAAGAAGAAAAAGCUGAGAGAAGAGCUUGUGAGAGUAUUAAAGGGAAAUAUGCCACAACAGCUGGAGUCGUUUUUUAAAAAAUAUGCUUUCAUCUGCCAGAAAGAAGAAAAAAUUGAAGUGGAGAUCGAUACAUUGGAUGACAAAACUUUAUGGUUUUUGGAAAGAGUGAUUAGGAGUUCUUUGGAUAUAAGAGCUGCAAAAGCGGAGCCUCCUAAAAUGAAAGAAAAUGGCAGGCCUCAAUCUUCAGGGAAGAUGUUCCACAAAGCUAUGAAGUGGCAGAAUACAAUUUCUGUUACUGGUACUAGAAGUGCUUCAGGUUCUGCCAAUGUCAAACCUUCAUUGGCUCUCUCCAAAUGUGCAUGUGGCAGUGUGAGAUGCCAAUGUGGACGUCAAAAUGAUUUUGUCUGUUCAUCUUCAAGUGAUUUAUCUUCAGAGAAAUCAUUGGAACAAGAUCAUCACGAUGCUUGUAGAACGGACUGCAAGGUACAAAUGGCAUCUUCCCAGAUGAGCAUAUCAUCCCAGAUGAGCAAAUCAGAUUCUGAUGGGGCCACAAGUGCUUUGGAUGAAGAAGUUUUUUGUUCUAGUCCACAACUUUCGACACUUGCUACAACUGCUGCUUCUGGAGAAGUUGGUUUAGCUUGCACACCACUUAUUGAUGUCCAACUGCCACCAAAGAAGGCUCUCCGUUAUGCAAUGCUAAAGAGUCGCUUUGCAGAUACAAUCUUGAGAGCAGAACAGAAGAUACUUUUAAAUCAUGGUGGUAAAGCUGAUGUGUUAAAAAUGCAGCAGGACAAGGAAAAAAUGGAAAGAAUGCAGCAUGAAGAGGUGUUAAGAAUUCAAGCUGAAAUCAAGGAUGCUGAAGCUGCCUCGCGACUAAGAGCAAAAAAUGAACUGAAAAUGCAGCGGGAGAGAGCCCGACUUGCACUAGAGAAGAUAGAGAGGAGCGUGGAGAUUGAUGAAAAUUUGAAGAUCUUUAAAGAUCUUGAGAUGCUUUGUGGGUGUACGCCAUUUGGCCGCUUCUGUAAUGCGUUGGAACAGCUCGGUUUGUAUAUAAAGGAGGAGUACCUGGUGGGUGAGAACGAGGAUAUAUAUUCAUAAAUCUGAAAACUCUUUGUUUGUCACUCUGAUUGUAUAUUCUUGUUUAGUGGAGUGGGGAAAGAAAAUGGUUGGGUGUAAAUGAUGUUCUGAGUGAGGGAUUGUAGUUGUAGAUGAGCCAAGAAAAAUGUUGCAUUGGUUUCUCGUCUCCAUUUUUUGAGAGGGGAUGAUGUAUUUGGAUUUAGGAGGGAUAUUGGAAACUGUUUAUAAUAUAUUGCUCUAGCCUGAAGAGGGGGCUUCCAUUGAGUUUCAUCUGUAUGACACUGUUGUAUUAUCAAUGCAAAGUUGAUGUUACCAUUUUUCAGAUUA
Messenger RNA from Cornus florida, 2642 nucleotides. Its product is annotated as transcription factor GTE12-like. The transcript is spliced from 10 exons. Gene Ontology annotation, molecular function: protein binding. The record is from RefSeq and is a predicted model, not a curated record. NCBI's taxonomy places the organism in Eukaryota, Viridiplantae, Streptophyta, Magnoliopsida, Cornales, Cornaceae. The coding region runs from base 456 to 2336 and encodes 626 amino acids.